Messenger RNA from Racocetra persica, 304 nucleotides. NCBI's taxonomy places the organism in Eukaryota, Fungi, Glomeromycota, Glomeromycetes, Diversisporales, Gigasporaceae. The record is from the annotation of a GenBank genome assembly.
UUCUACUUCAGUAUAUUCUAUGACUAUAUUCCCUGCAUCACUCAUACCCCUUCUAUCUAAGCUUCCAAAUUUGUUGAGUCCUACUAGUAGGCUCCAUACUGCUCAGCUUAAGCCCCCAUUAUUAACACCUAGUUUAGUUAGUAUGCUUGCUGAUCCCAUUACCACAUUGGCAGAUUUUCAUAUUACUCCUCUUCUAUACAUUGCCGGAUUGGGUACCUGUCUAGUGUAUAGUAUUCCAUGCCCUGAUAUUUUUAGGUUACAAGGCGCUAGGGGUAUAGACCUAGUUUUGGCUUGCGGUCUAUAA